This is a messenger RNA of Theobroma umbraticum, 835 nucleotides long. RefSeq names its product LOB domain-containing protein 23-like. The record is from RefSeq and is a predicted model, not a curated record. Lineage: Eukaryota; Viridiplantae; Streptophyta; Magnoliopsida; Malvales; Malvaceae.
CCUUUUUCUUUUGGGCGUCAUUCUGUAUUGGAUAUGGAAAAGAAAAAAAAAAAAAACUUGCCAUACUUGUUUCUCUCUAGUCCAAGCUGCGCAAAUAUGGCAAUUCCUACCGAUUAGCAACUUUCCCUUCCAAAUCCCAGAAUUUGAAAAAAAGGUAGCCGUUGGAAGAAGAAUUUUCUCCAUUGCUAAUGCAAUACAAAUUCUCCUAUAUAUUAUCUCUAAUCUUGAUUAGAUUUGAUUCUUCAAGAACAAGAUAUAUUGAGAGAAUCCUUUGUUGGUUGAAUAGAUAUUUGAAUCAUGAAUUCUGGUCGUUGUUCUGCUUGUAGAUAUCUAAGAAGAAGAUGCCCUCCCGAUUGCAUUUUCUCCCCUUAUUUUCCAUCCAAUAAUCCCCAGAGAUUUGUUUCUAUUCACAGAAUCUAUGGCGCCAGCAAUGUUGCAAAAUUACUUCAGCAACUCCCAACCCAUUUGCGAGCUGAAGCAGCAGACUCUUUAUACUUCGAGGCACAAUGUCGGGUUGAAGACCCUGUGUAUGGCUGCGUUGGGCUCAUAUUUCUGCUGCAGCAACAAUUACACAAUGCAGAGAGCCAGCUAGCCAAGACCCAGGCUGAGAUUGCAGUUCUGAAAUCUCAAGCCCAACAUCCCCAAACUCAACAGGUUGAAGCCGAACCUGAAUUCAACAAUUUCUUGCAACAACAAUUAGACAAUGCUGCCGACCUCAACUUCUCCAAUCAGGGUUCAUCUGGGUUUAUGUAGGAUCGUGGCGUUUCAAAUUAAUGGGGUGAAUAGCACGAAACAAGUUAGUCCUUUGAUACAGGAAUAAAAUAAGCGAGUGGAA